UGACACAUUUCUGGAGGCACCACUGCACAUCGAUACUCAGAUGUAGAAGUAGACGUGCACUGAGAGCAUCCUGUUUCUGUGUGUCAUGAUGCUGACGAGACUGCUUCUGCUUUUUUGUCUGGCAGGGCAUGUGUUUGCCGAAGAACCGCCUGAUGUGGACUGUUUGGUGGUACACCUGAAAUAUGUUCACUGUACCUGGAAUAAGCAUGGGACUCCAGAGGUCAAUUACACUUUCACCGGCUGGUUUCACGGUGACAAAGUAAUCACUGAGUGCCCCACCUAUCUGUCAGAGAACAACACAAACACUGGAUGUAACCAGCCCUAUGAUGACCCAGUCAAGAGGUUCAACACGUUUUACACCAGACUGGAACACGGCGAAAAAAAAAUUCAGAGGGAGCAUUUUCUUAAAUCCAAAGUCAAGUUAAAUCCACCAACCAACGUGACUGUCAAGAAUGGAUCUGACUCUAACCUGUGGCUCAGCUGGGUCCAGAUUUUUCCUAACUGUGUGGAGAGUGAAGUUCGCUACAGGAUAAACAACAGAAAGUGGGGGACACCUUCUCCCGCCAGCACUGGGACGCAGAGUUACUGCAUCAACUUGCCCAUCCGCAAUUACCGGUAUGAGCUUCAAGUACGCAGCAGAGUGUGGUCCGGCUGUGGGCAGUCUGAUUUCUGGAGUGAAUGGAGUGAGCCUGUGGUCUGGGGAUCUAACAACGGCACAGCAACGAAUCAAAUGAACAAUUCAAUGUCUGUGUGGAGCGCAGUGCUGGGUGUGGUGGGUGCUUUCAUCCUCAUCCUGCUGGUUAUGAUGCUGCUGCACCAUGAAAGAAUCAGAAUCAUCUUCAUCCCUGUGGUUCCCAAGCCACCCCUGAAGCUUCACAACACCGAGGAUUGGUUUGAGUUCCCCAAAGGCCUGAAAGAGAGUUUUAACUACAACGAGCGUCCCUGUUCUGUCCGUGAGUACUGCCAUGUCCCCCAGUCCGACAGCGAGAGCUCCGACUGCUCCACCUGCUCCGCCAACACCGACCAAACCGACUGCUCCGUCACUAUCCCUGUGAACUAAUCAGACCUGCCCACCCCCUGCUCCUCCUCUACCUCCACAGUUCCAGUCAAGACUGAGGAGGAGAGACAGGGUUUUGUUUAGAAGGCAAGCUUAUUAUACCACAAAUAAUAACUCUGAACCACAUCAUCUAUAUAUCACUUUUUAAUGGAGAAAUGCAGUUCAAAGUUACUUUUGAAAACAUGCUUUAAGGUAUAAAUAGAUAUAUGGAAUCAUCAACCACUUGGAGGCAACAACAUUUACUAUACCGCAGAGUUUUCACUUUGUGUUUUUUAUAGUUCACUACACUGGAACAAAUCAAAGUUCCCCUUAUAUAUGAGCAAAGGCACAUUUAAACGUCCACUUCCUCUGAUCCCUCACAAUCCCUGAUGUCAGUUUAACAGUAAAAGUCCUUAAAAAGUCAACACCCAUCAGUUUGUCCUCAAACGUAAAGGUUGAUGUGAGAGAGAGACAAAUAUUUCAUACUUUAACAUUACUGUUAUCAAUCCAAAUCCUAGUUUAUCUAUGUUGAUAACAGGGAUGUAGCAUCAGCAGGACUUAAUUCCUCCAGACAGUUACAGUACGAUAUGAUUGUAAAACCAUUGUAUUCUUUAUUUUUUCUUGUUAUCUCCAACUGUGAAAUUUUAUUCUUCUGCCUAAAUCCAGCUUAGCAAUAUUGUUCUUAUGUAUAUCGAUGUAUGUGUACAUUUUUCAUAGAUUUAAAAGGUAUACAAUGCAGGAAUUAUGGGAAAGCUAGCCCCAGACUAGUGUUUCGCUAUACUUGCAUUUUAUAUUGUUGUUGUUUUCGGCACUGUGUCCGUGACUUUUGUAGGUUCCUUCUCGAAGCUGCUCACAGUCUUUGACCUGGAUGCUACCUUUCUAUUUAGUCCCGACCUUACCUGCACACUCUGCCUAGGAACAUCCCAAACAAAACAAAAUGAGAAGGAAAAUAAGAAAAUACAGUCAGAGAGCGAAGUCUCUGCAGAUAAGUACACCGCCUCACACUUCUAAUGGGUCCUAAGUGAUGAUUUAGAGGGAUAUGAGUCUAUGCACUGUUUUUUAAGAACAUCCUGCAUGGUAUACCUACAACCUUUUGUACGACAUUUUGCAAUGAAACACAUAUAUCACAAAAUAUACUAGUUUAUACAGUAUACUGCACUAGGAGUGCUUCACAGCUUCACAGACUCUGGCAAUGAUACAUUUCAAAUAUUUUCGAUUUCAUAUCAUGUGACCUUGACGCUCUUCUGUUUGACUAUUACAGUAAAACAUUCUAAUGGUUGAUUGACAGUUCAUUUAAACUUGUAACUGAAAUGGCUUGUUUAAGAUGCAUGCUUGUGUGCUCUGUAAAUUGAGAUUGAGUGUUGGUUUCACACUGAUAAAAUCUAAUAUCCCAGUUGUUUGGGCAAAAUACAAUAUUGUUGUUUUUUUUCUGACAAUAUUUGAGAUGUGAAUCUUGGUAUUUAAUGUGAAGUCCUGACAGAAAAAAAUGUUCAGUGGCCAAGAGGGCAGCGUUCAUUGUUCACUCACUCAGCCAGUCAGACUAGCCUGCCACUUUCUAAAAAGGCACACUUUAUUAAAGGUUUAUAAAUUGUAAUUUAUAAACUCUUGGAUUUAUUAAUUUCAAUUCAUUUCAAUUCAGCUUUAUUUAAAGUGUAAAAUCACCAAAAACAUGGUCUCGAAACACUUUACAGUUCACAUAGACAAAAUACAUUAGAAAAAUACAAAUUACAAAUAAAAAAAUACAAUUUACAAAUAAGCAUUUACAAAAACAAUUAAAAUAAAUAAAAAAAAAGUGCUAUCAAGUUGUACCAUAUGCUUGGGAAAAUAAAUAGGUUUUUAGUCUCGAUUUAAACGGAUUAAUGGCAACUUUGGGGUUGUCAAGUCUAAAAAGUUUCUCCAACAUGACACAAAAUCUGUUUUUACCAACUGUAUGGAUUAUUGUAAAAACCCUGUCUUAGUUACUUAUCAACAUUUAUAAUUCCAGACUUAGAAAGUGAGAACCCAUCAGCAUCUCUUCCUGAGUUUUCUACCAUUUUGUUUGUUGGGGGGGGGUUUCCUUAUCCACUGUGAGGGUCCAAGGACAGAGGGAUGUCAUAUGCUGUACAGCCCGGCAAAUUGUGAUUUGUGAUACUGGGCUUUAUAAAUAAAUAAGAAUUGAAUUGUUAUAUUUAUAUUACAUUUUUAUCCCUACUAAAUAGAAAGGACAAACACUAGCCAAAGUGAGGUUUCACAAACUGGCAACCCACAAUUUGUAUUUUCAAGGUCCAUUUGCUUUACCACAGCCAUUAGGUACUACUUAUAAACCCUGUAAUAUAUGGUGCCUGAUUAGAAAGUGACAACAGGACAUUACAAGUAAACAGAUGAUAUGGUCACAUGUAGCCUAAUAUAACAAUAUUUGCAACGCAGCCAUUUAAAAAAAUAUAUAUAUUCAUAUGAUUUUCAAUGUUAUCGAUCUUAAUUGAAUGUACUUUUUCAGUGUUGUUGGGUGUUUUUGUAACCUAGCCAACUUGUAUGUUACUGUUGGUGUCUUACAUCCGGUAUCUGUCAUGACCUGCUUUUGAUUAAUAAAUAUACAUGUCUA
Molecule: messenger RNA, 3617 nt
Organism: Epinephelus fuscoguttatus (brown-marbled grouper)
Lineage: Eukaryota; Metazoa; Chordata; Actinopteri; Perciformes; Serranidae
Product: cytokine receptor common subunit gamma-like
Exons: 8
Coding region: 86-1060 (324 amino acids)
Biological process (GO): cytokine-mediated signaling pathway
Cellular component (GO): external side of plasma membrane
Molecular function (GO): protein binding; cytokine receptor activity
Source: RefSeq, a predicted model, not a curated record